CCUGACAGUCUUACCCUAACAAUAACCAAUCCCACUCCUCUUGCCUAAACCUAACCAACCCAACCAGAGCAAGUAACGAGUACUAGCCAAUCAGAGGGAGCGUAAGGCGGGUCAUGCCUUUCUUCCUUCCUAAAACAACUGUUUUGCUUCCCAUAGCGCUAUCGUUAGCUUGAUGCUAGGUUAGUAUUAACACUGUAUUUACAAGUGCAGCCUGUUUUCUAAACGUUGCUAUGAAUUAACACCGAACCCUGUUCCGUUUAACGUCUCGUGGCUGGUUGGAAAGAGGUGGCGGCCAUGUAUGCCUCUGGGAAAUACAGUUCGCGCGGCCCUGCUCUCAUCCCGCGGAUGAAAACCAAGCACCGCAUAUACUACAUAACCCUCUUUUCUGUGGUGCUCCUUGGACUCAUCGCCACCGGGAUGUUUCAGUUCUGGCCCCACUCCAUUGAGUCCGCAGCUGACUGGACCCUUGAUAAACGCAGUGUUCAUGACGCACCUCUGGUCCGCCUGCCUGUCUCCAGUCCCAUUCCUGAGAGGGGGGACCUCAGCUGUCGCAUGCACACCUGUUUUGACGUGUACAGAUGCGGCUACAAUCCUAAAAACAGAAUCAAGGUGUACAUCUACCCUCUGCAGAAGUUUGUGGAUGAAUUGGGGGUUCCUAUCAGCAGCACUGGACUGUCCCGAGAAUACAAUGACCUGCUCAGUGCCAUAUCUGACAGUGACUUUUACACUGACGAUGUCACCAGGGCUUGUCUUUUUAUCCCAUCUAUCGAUGUGCUGAACCAGAACUCCCUGCGGAUCAGAGAGACUGCCCAGGCUCUGACAAUGCUACCCAGAUGGGACAAAGGGAUGAAUCACCUACUUUUCAACAUGUUACCUGGAGGUCCUCCAGACUACAAUACUGCCUUGGAUGUGCCCAGAGACAGAGCGCUGCUGGCUGGAGGUGGUUUCUCCACAUGGACCUACAGACAAGGUUAUGAUGUCAGCAUCCCAGUUUACAGCCCCCUCUCUGCAGAUGUUGAGCUGCCUGAGAGACAGCCAGGGCCACGACGCUACUUUAUUCUGUCCUCUCAAACUGCUAUCCACCGGGAGUACCGUGCUGAACUGGAGCGCCUGAAGGAAGAAAAUGGAGAAGCUCUGCUCCUCCUGGACAAGUGUAGCAACCUCUCUCAGGGUGUUGCCUCUGCACGUAAACGCUGCUACAAGGGGCAAGUGUAUGAUUACCCACAGAUCCUGCAGGAGUCUUCAUUCUGUGUGGUUUUGCGAGGGGCCCGUUUGGGUCAGGCUGCCCUCAGUGAUGUGCUGCAGGCUGGCUGUGUUCCCGUUAUCCUCGCUGACUCCUACAUACUGCCAUUCUCUGAAGUACUUGAUUGGAAAAGAGCAUCAGUGGUUAUUCCUGAGGAGAAGCUAUCAGAGAUGUAUACCAUCCUAAAGAGUAUUCCUCACAGACAAGUUGAAGAGAUGCAAAGACAGGCACGCUGGUUCUGGGAGGCCUACUUCAGCUCCAUGAAGGCUAUUGGCUUGACAACGCUCCAGAUCAUCAAUGACCGCAUCUACCCAUAUGCUGCACGAACUUACGAGCAGUGGAACAAUCCACCUGUGGUGAAGUGGUCCAGUGUGAACAGCCCUCUGUUCUUGCCACUAAUCCCGCCAAGGGCACCUGGUUUCACAGCAGUGGUACUGACCUACGAUCGUGUUGAGAGUCUUUUCCGCGUCAUCACAGAAAUCUCCAAGGUGCCUAGCUUGGCUAAGCUGCUGGUUGUGUGGAAUAACCAGAACAAGAGUCCUCCUGAGGAGUCUCUAUGGCCCAAGAUCGGUGUUCCUCUCAAAGUCGUGCGAACCAAAGAGAACAAGCUGAGUAACCGCUUCUUCCCCUACGACGAGAUUGAGACUGAAGCUGUGCUAGCAAUCGAUGAUGACAUCAUCAUGCUGACAUCUGAUGAACUGCAGUUUGGUUACGAGGUAUGGAGGGAGUUCCCAGACAGGCUGGUGGGCUACCCAGGCCGGCUGCACCUCUGGGACCAUGAAAUGGGGAAGUGGAAGUAUGAGUCGGAGUGGACCAACGAGGUCUCCAUGGUCCUAACUGGAGCCGCCUUCUACCACAAGUACUUCAACUAUUUGUACACAUACAAGAUGCCAGGAGAUAUCAAGAACUGGGUGGAUGCUCACAUGAACUGUGAAGAUAUUGCCAUGAACUUCCUGGUGGCUAACAUCACGGGCAAAGCCCCCAUAAAGGUGACCCCUAGGAAGAAGUUCAAGUGCCCUGAGUGUACUGCCAUUGAUGGACUUUCCCUGGAUCAGACACACAUGGUGGAAAGAUCUGAGUGCAUCAACAAGUUUGCAUCGGUUUUUGGUACCAUGCCUCUGAAGGUGGUGGAACACCGUGCAGACCCGGUGCUUUAUAAAGACGACUUUCCAGAGAAGCUCAAGAGCUUCCCCAACAUCGGCAGCCUCUGACCAGCCUGUAACAGAUGUUUGGAUCCCGGUACAGCCUCAACACUUUAAACAUAAAAAAAGACAUCAAUAUUCAGACUAAAUUAGCACAUUCUUCUGUCACGGCUCAGUUCAAGUGACUUUUGCUUUGAUUUUUAGAUGAAAUUUAAAAGGCAGAAUUGUACAAGACAUUCUGUUAAUAUCUUGAGGAUCCUGGAAUGUGGGGAUGGUGAUGAGUCUGUUUUAGAAUGAUAUGUUUAUUUGGCUUAAAGUGAAAUACAUUGUCAAACAUUUACCAAUAUGACCGAUAACACUAAUGUUACAUUAACUGCUUUUGGAGGGUCACGCUGAGUCUCUUGUGUUUGAUGGACUGAUUGGAGGCUUGUGGUACCUCACUUUUACUGUUUUGGAGCUGGAAAGUUUGAGCUCCAGCUGCUCUGGAAUCAGCGUAUACAGUGUACAUAUUUGUAUUUUGCAGCAGUGCUGUAUAAUAGUCAUAAUUUAUGCUGUUCCAACUAGGAUUUUUUUUUUCUUUAUCUCAAAUAACGACAUUGACCUGAUUCUUUUAGCUAUACUGUAUUAAAGUAAUGUUUAAUUUACAUUAUAUUACUGUAUUAAACAAUUCAAUGACAUAUUUUUGUAGGCUUUAUCUAAUGGUAAAUGGUAUGAAUGGUAAACAUACAGCAGCAGAUGAUGUACAGUAGAGGUUUUACAUCUGUUCUGUUUUUAAUCAGAUUAGACAAAACUGGUACCAUGAAUAUAAUAUUUAGAGCGAGUAACUGCUGAUUUUCAAAAAGAUUGAUACUCAACUGAGUUGAUUUUUUUUACUGCUUGUGCAAGCCUUUCAUGACACUAUUGCCUGAGCUGAGUUAUGUGUAUGAGCACUGCAUAUGCAUAGGAGUAAUUUUAGUUGGUCAUGGAUUUGGGUAGUGAAUCUCCAAAUCCACACUUUUCAAAACCAAAUGUAUAAACUGUUAAUGCAAUGCUUUGUUUUUUAUUUUUCCGAAUACCUGUUGCGUGUGUGUUUACUUUUUAGUCCUUUUCAUCACUCGUUGUCCCAGCUCCAGUAUUUAGGCU
Messenger RNA from Etheostoma spectabile (orangethroat darter), 3507 nucleotides. It is a transcript of the gene ext2, whose product is annotated as exostosin glycosyltransferase 2. NCBI's taxonomy places the organism in Eukaryota, Metazoa, Chordata, Actinopteri, Perciformes, Percidae. Gene Ontology annotation, cellular component: membrane. The coding region runs from base 295 to 2454 and encodes 719 amino acids. The transcript has 16 exons. Gene Ontology annotation, molecular function: glycosyltransferase activity. The record is from RefSeq and is a predicted model, not a curated record.